AUGACAGCUCGCGACUCGCCCGCGAACGCCGCCCCCGCGAACACCAACAUUGUCCCCACUUACAAACUCAACCAGCCCGUGCUGAUCCAGUUCCGCGCCGACAUCUGGAUCCCCGGUGUCGUCACGCAGCACUUCUACAACCAGCACUACGCCUGCCUCGCUACCGAGGUCGAGUACUCCGCCGCGGACGGCUCGCGCAUCCGCAGCGGCUUCCUCGAACGCGAUAUCCGCCCGGCCACUUGA
This is a messenger RNA of Trametes versicolor FP-101664 SS1, 243 nucleotides long. RefSeq lists its product as uncharacterized. The coding region runs from base 1 to 243 and encodes 80 amino acids. NCBI's taxonomy places the organism in Eukaryota, Fungi, Basidiomycota, Agaricomycetes, Polyporales, Polyporaceae. The record is from RefSeq and is a predicted model, not a curated record. The transcript is spliced from 4 exons.